GGGGGUUGAGAACGGAAUGGCGCGUGUUGGGCGAGUUGGUGCGUUCGAGGACGUCGCUGUGCUGGCAUCGCGUGCUGGAGCUUUCUGAUACUCGUUUCUGAUACUCGCAUUGAGAUAAAGCAGAGCUGCGCCGCCGCGACUCGACUCGACUCGACUGUCCAGCUCGCCAGGGCCCAGCACCGCCGCAACUCGACUCGAUUGUCGACGGCCCACCGCCGCAAUGGCGCUCCGCAUCCCGUUCCUCGGCCGCCUGCACCUGCGCGAGUAUUUUGCGCUGGUGCUGUCGAUUCUGCUGAUUGCGCUCGAGAGCGUCAUCGCCGUCAUCACGCUCGCGCUGCCGACCCCGAUCAUCAACGCCUGCUACCGCAUCACCCGCCGCGUCUUCAACCAGCUCUCGUCGCCGUCGUCGCGCCGGUCGCGCGACAGCAAGAAGGAUGUGUGGAGCGCGAUUGCCAACGCCGGCGACUUCGCCGAGCUGUGCGACAUCUACGGCUACUACUGCGAGGAGCACAUUGUGCAGACGGGCGACGGCUACCUGCUGGGCCUGCACCGCCUGGGGUGGAAGCGCGGCGAGGAGGGCGCGCGCGUGAACCCGGGGCCGGGCAAGGACGGCCUGCGGAAGAAGGUCGUGUACCUGCACCACGGGCUGAUGAUGAACAGCGAGGUGUGGGUGUGUCUGACGCAGCGCGAGCGCUGUCUGCCCUUCGAGCUGGUCGAGCGCGGGUAUGACGUCUGGCUGGGCAACAACCGCGGCAACAAGUACAGCAAGAAGAACAUCCACAUGGCCCCCACCGAGCCGCGCUUCUGGAACUUCAGCAUGGAUCAGUUUGCGUUUCACGACAUCCCGGACUCGAUUGCGUAUAUCCUCGAGACGACGCACCAGCCGAGUCUGAGCUAUAUUGGGUUUAGCCAGGGCACGGCGCAGGCAUUUGCGACGCUCAGCAUUCACCCUACGCUGAACGAGAAGGUCGAUGUGUUUAUUGCGCUGGCGCCGGCCAUGAGCCCGAAGGGGGUUGCGAGCGGGACUGUGGACUCCUUCGUCAAGGCCAGCCCGGACAUUUUGUAUCUGGCGUUCGGGCGGAAGGCGAUCCUGGCGUCGGCGACCAUGUGGCAGUCGAUCCUGUACCCGCCCAUCUUCGUGCGACUCAUCGACACCAGUCUAAAGUUUCUGUUCAACUGGACCGCGGUCAACAUCUCCCCCGACCAGAAGCUGGCGAGCUACCCGCAUCUGUACUCGUACACGUCGACCAAGAGCGUGGUGCACUGGUUCCAGAUCAUCCGCAACGGCGUGUUCCAGAUGUACGACGACGAGGCCCCCAGCCCCAUGACCAACCGCUCCAAGUACUACAAGGUCGCCAAGUUCCCCACCCGCAACAUCAAGACGCCCAUCGUCCUGGUCUGGGGCGGCUCCGACAGCCUCGUCGACAUCAACGUCAUGCUCAAGGAGCUCCCGCGCCACACCAUCGCCAAGGAGAUCCCGCACUACGAGCACCUCGACUUCCUGUGGGCGUCGUCGGUCGACAAGCUCGUCUUCCCGCACGUCUUCGACGCCCUCGACAAACACGCCGCCGCCGCUCCCACCUAUAAGCCGGACUCCCUCCGCUCGCCCGUCCACUUCACAAAACCGCUCGCCUCGCCGCGCCAACCCGCCCCCUCUGACCCCAACGCCAGCGACUCCAGCACCGCCACCACGCCCCCCGCGACCAAAGUCUCCCAAAUCACCCGCCGCACCGUGCUCUCCGACAACGAAGACACGGAGCCCAGCCCGCGCUCGCGCCUCGCACACCUGACACGCACGCCCACGCCCGCACGCCCCGCAUUCCCCUUCACCCCCGCCUCACCACCCUCCACAUCGCCCCUUGAAGCGCUCAAAGAGCCGUCCCCCAGCGUGACAAAGGUGCUCGCGCUCUCCCCCGCGCCGUCCCAUCUCACCUCGCAAACCGCGUCUUCGCGCCCCGAGGGCUGGUGGUCCAGCGACGACCCCGAACCCGCGAGCACCGAGCCCGAGCCCAGCACCCCCAACCCCGUUAAAACAGCGCGCUCGCGCCGCAGCAUGGAGAGUCUGGGCAGUCUGGGGAGUCGCGGGAGUCAGGGUCAGGGGCGGUCGGGGAGGAUUGUUGGGGAGCGCGGGAUUAGUCUCGGGAGUGCGAAGGCGGUUAGUGCUGUUGUUGCGGGGGAGGGGGUGGGGGAGUCAGGAGGUGGUGGAGGGGGGAAGAGGGUUAGUUGGGGGAGUGGGAGUGAGGAGAUGGCGGGGAAGGAGAUAGCAUCGGCAACGGGAAUGGGGACGGGAAAGGACGCGGGGAAGGGGGAGGCAAAGGGGAAGGCCGCGAAGAGGAGGAGUGGGAGUGUGCUGUCCGCGUGAGUUUGAGGGCGGGGUGUGAGUUGGGCUGUGGGCUUUGGGCGUAGACUGUGCUAUGCCGUGCGUUUGAGACGCACGCCCUGGUUUUUUUCUUUCUUGUGUGUUGGUUUUUUCUUGAGGGGUUGAAAUGUUAGAAGAGGGGUUCUGCGCUCGCGCGUACUGCGUGGUUUGCUU
Molecule: messenger RNA, 2533 nt
Organism: Boeremia exigua
Lineage: Eukaryota; Fungi; Ascomycota; Dothideomycetes; Pleosporales; Didymellaceae
Product: Alpha/Beta hydrolase protein
Exons: 1
Coding region: 221-2362 (713 amino acids)
Source: RefSeq, a predicted model, not a curated record